This is a messenger RNA of Aricia agestis (brown argus), 2415 nucleotides long. RefSeq names its product E3 ubiquitin-protein ligase LRSAM1-like. The coding region runs from base 163 to 2268 and encodes 701 amino acids. The record is from RefSeq and is a predicted model, not a curated record. The transcript has a single exon. Gene Ontology annotation, molecular function: protein binding. NCBI's taxonomy places the organism in Eukaryota, Metazoa, Arthropoda, Insecta, Lepidoptera, Lycaenidae.
GUUGUGAUGUGAAUUGUGAUAUCCUUUAUUUAUAAAUACGUUAUUCUCUGAAGAGCGAAACAGUCAUUGAAAAACUUUAGAAAUGAGUCAACACUUACGGUGACAAAAAUAAUUUAUUGUUAUGAAAUAUUUUCGUAUCACAGCAAAACUAUUAUUAUUUUGAUGGGUUGUGCAGCCUCAGGCUUGAAUAAAACUAUGUCAUUGUUCGGAAAACGCUCUCAAGAUCCUCAGGACGUGAGAAUAAAAGAAAUCGAAAGAAAAUUGUACCUAGCGAAAGAGUCACCGGAUCCAGAGUUCGAUAUAUCAGAUUGUCAACUGCGUCAACUCCCAGCGGGUAUAUUCUCAAUAUGCAAGGUAUUUCGCAAAGACUAUUUAUAUCUGCAGAAUAACCGCUUGUCCUCAUUAGAAGAAGGUGGACAACUACUCGAUCUGCGUUUGGUUAAAAUACUCAACAUAAGUUUUAAUAAUUUUAAACAUUUACCUAGUAAUAUAAAGUAUUUAAGUAGCCUUACAGAAUUGUACAUCCAAAACAACUGCCUAGAAAGUUUGCCUGAUGGUAUAGGACACCUCCAGAGCCUUAAAAUUUUAGACAUAUCAAGCAACAGUUUGAGAAGCUUAACUCCUGAACUAGGUAAAUUAAAAUGUUUGUCCAAUUUAAAUAUUUCUAAAAAUGAAAAUUUACACGAACUCUGUCCAGAACUCUGUCAUGCAAAUAAUUUAACACAUAUUGAAUUAGAUGUGGAGAAUAUUUUAUUCCCUUCUAUCGACAUUACCUCACAAGGUACAGCAACAAUUAUGAAAUUUUUAUGUAGACACAUGAAUGUUGAAUAUAUUGAACCAAUCUUGGACACCCCGAAUGCAUUGCCAGCACAAACAUCGAGCAGGACUGGUGCUUUCCAAAAUCAGCUUAGGUUUAUUUGGGAAGAGCAGGAGGCUAUUUCGAAGGAACGGGAGGAGAAAAUCCACAGGCACAAUCAGCAACAGCGAGAGAAAUUUUUAACAAAAGUUCUGCAAAGCCAGCAAAAUCUCGACUUAGAAAUAGCAAAAGCCCAGGAAAGUAGGGAACAGGAGAGGCAAAGACUUUUUAAAUGUAUCCAAGAUGAUGAAAACACAAUAAAGUGUUUGCUCAAAAACUUUAUUCAGUCUGAUAGAUUAAAACCUGAAGUUAUACAGCAGCUGCUGGCUCACGAGCAGGCUGAACAUGAUUAUCUUUUGGAGAUCACUAGAAAAAAUUAUGACAACAUCAGAAAAGCUGAUAUCAUGAAAGCGACCGAGCAACUCAUGGAGAAAGAUAAUUUGAUUAGAUAUUAUAAAAAACAUUACAUUGAUAACCUAAAUAAUAUGAAACAGGACAUAUUAGUAAAGGAGACUGAGGGAGCUACCAAGUUGGCAAACAUACUGUAUGCCAGGAAUGAAAACAGGUCAGGAAUGAUACAGCAACUUCUUGAAGACCAGGACCUACAGCAAGCUGCCGUUGCCUCCCUACUCGAUAGAGUUGAUGCCAAGAGCUGGAGUUUAAAUCAGGAAAUAUCAUUAGUAUCCUCGCAUCUAGCAAAACUCAGUAUUAUAGAACAAGAAAAGAAAAAGGUGCAGUUGGAGUAUAACUUCAAUGACCUUUUGCAGCAAAGAAUAGAGUUAGUCAAUCUUCUGGAUGAUUUAUUCCAGCAAAGAACUAAAAGAAGACAGCAGCUGCUCGACACAUUAAAGGAAGCUGAAAGUGAGACACCAACAAAGACAGACUUUUGGUUGAGAAGUUACCAAAAACUUCUCGACUCUGCCCCCAAAAGUUUAUUUGAUAUUGGUAAAUUAGACCCCAUCUUUGCCAACUAUCUGAUCCAAGAAGGUGUUAUACAUUGUCUACCAUUUUUAGUAAAGUUUAUAUUCUCUGGAAAACCCUUGGUGAACAUUUCUAAUGAAGAUCUAAAGCAAAAUGGUGUCAGUCUCACUUCAGAUAGAGAGAGUAUUUUGCGAGCGAUAAGUCAAUACAUAGACUCGAAAUCUCAGGGAGCAGAUGAGAUGGCCUCGCCGAGUGCUCCAACUCUGUCGGUAACCAACUAUAAUUAUUCGGGAGUUCUCAAUGAAAAUGAACAAGAGGAUGGAUCAGAAAGAGCAGAGUGUGUAAUAUGUAUGGAUUCAAAUCCGGAGACAGUAUUUGUUCCCUGCGGUCAUAUGUGUUGCUGUCAGGCCUGCUCACAAAAUGAACUACAAAGUUGCCCAAUGUGUAGAGCAACGAUUGAAAGAACAAUCAAAGUACUGCUAGUAUUGUGAAAGUAAAACUUCCUAAAUAUUACUUUUCUGGGAGAAGAUAGACUUGCAGUACAUAAUAAUUUGUUAUUAAAUAUAAAAACAAUGUUUAUGGUCCAUUUAGUAAUAUUGGAUAGUUAUAAAAAAUAAUAUAUAAAGUUAGAAAGAAAA